Purpureocillium lilacinum is the source of this 183-nucleotide messenger RNA. NCBI's taxonomy places the organism in Eukaryota, Fungi, Ascomycota, Sordariomycetes, Hypocreales, Ophiocordycipitaceae. The record is from RefSeq and is a predicted model, not a curated record.
AUGAGGAAGCCCAGUUGGCGUCGGAUCGGCCCCUCCAAAACACCGUGGAUGCGGUGCAGGCAGGAACCUACCCAGAACAAUAUGGCUUACACUAAUAUUCAAUUGGAAGCCCGGAGAGGCAAUGCCUGCCUCGACCUGUGGACUAUGGCUGUCUGGCUGUGUUUCGGUGUUGUGUCGUAUUGA